UUCGAUCGAGUCAGGUAGUUUGAAAGACACUAUAUUUUAACAGUAAUAGGUAUUGCUCAUACCAUUACAGGAAAGGGAAGUGUACAACGAAUGCCUGCGUAAGAGUUCGGAAGAAAAUUUUGUCCACUUCACCUUUGACUUCAGUUAAAGUGUGACUAUGCCCCACCAUGCACGCCAGAUGGAUACGCUGUACUUUUACAGCUUGCGGAAGGUCCAUAUAUUUGGAGUACGGAUAGAUGGCCAAAGGAAACAGAUCAAUUUUCUGGAUGAUGAGGACCAAACCAUAGGACAGGACGGCAGCCAGGCUCGUGGACCGGAUUCAGUUAUUUCUAUGCUAGACUGGGUAAUGUCAAAUUAUGAAACGGAAAACGACGUAUGCUCCAUCCAUGCAGAUAACUGUCCAGGGCAGAACAAAAACAAGUUUGUCGUGGGUUAUUUAAUAUGGAGGGUCAUGACAGGGAAACACAGGAAGAUAGAAUACCAAAUGCAAAUUCCGGGACAUGCUAGGUGUUUAGUCGACUCGGGUUUCGCGCAGAUCAAGAUGAAGUACCGCCGCCAUGAUUGUGAAACCAGAGAACAGCUUGCAGAAAUAUUAAAAGGGUCUUCCGUAGGUAGCAUGGCUGUAUCUAAUCCACCAUGGUCCUGGCGCGCUUGGAAGGAGUUUCUUGGACAACAUUUCAAGUCCGUAAUCGGCAUACGAAAAUUCCAGUACUUCAGGUUUGAGGAAGACAAACCAGGUGUCGUCACUGUCAAAACAGCGACUGGUGCGGAGGAGACAGAAGUUAACAUUCUAAAAAAUAAAGACGUUUCCUUUGAAUCUCAAGAGAUUCCACGGGUUCUUCAGCCGGGUGGUUUGAGUGCAGCAAGGAAGACCUACUUCGAGAAGACACUGCGACCUUUUAGAAAUCCACCGCGAGUAGUCGUGUCCAGCGCUGAAAGACAAAGUGAAGAAGUACAUGCGCACAAGGUUCCAGAAGACGGACUGAAAAGCGAGCAGCAACAUAGCAAGCAGACCACGCACAACAUCUCCACUCACUAUGGGCUGGGUUGUUCCCAGUUCUGUUACGGCUCAUAUCUACAGGCCGACACCAAAGGCAGCAUGCCCCACGUUUGCACAAGUACCAGCUGUGAGCGUUGCUAUCCCGACAUCCGCUACACCUAG
This is a messenger RNA of Dreissena polymorpha, 1162 nucleotides long. RefSeq lists its product as uncharacterized. The transcript has 6 exons. NCBI's taxonomy places the organism in Eukaryota, Metazoa, Mollusca, Bivalvia, Myida, Dreissenidae. The coding region runs from base 158 to 1162 and encodes 334 amino acids. The record is from RefSeq and is a predicted model, not a curated record.